Papaver somniferum (opium poppy) is the source of this 2478-nucleotide messenger RNA. RefSeq lists its product as uncharacterized. Bases 1 to 2478 code for a protein of 825 amino acids. Lineage: Eukaryota; Viridiplantae; Streptophyta; Magnoliopsida; Ranunculales; Papaveraceae. The transcript has 5 exons. The record is from RefSeq and is a predicted model, not a curated record.
AUGGGAGGACAGCUUCAGCCUCAGGGAACCAUGCCGUGGUUAAUGAUUGGAGACUUCAAUGACAUUUUUUGUCAAGAAGAAAAACAAGGAGGUAGGCCAUUAUCUCUUCAGAAAGCCCAGGCUUUCCGAUCUAUGCUUAACAACUGUGGUAUAUUAGACUUGGGGUUCGAACAUCAUUGGUUACUUCGCCCGGAAUAUCAAGCAGUAGUGGAAAGGGCAUGGCAAGUUACAGCACAUGGGUCAUCAUGUUUUGUUUUGCAGAAGAAAUUAGCUUCAACAAGAAACUCUCUUUCUCGAUGGAAUCGAGAAACUUUUGGUGCACUCACCCAGCGAAUCAAAGAAUCCGAGAAAGAACUGGAUUAUGCUCAAUAUCUAUGUUCGGUCACUUAUGGAGCACAAAGAAUUGAGGCUGUUGAAAAGAUUUAUCAAGUGUCUACAACAGCUGUGGACCUUUCCCUCUUGUCGUGUGCGUCUCCUAGAAUUUCAACACAACAACAACAACAAUUAGUGUGUCCAGUAACAACGCAAGAAAUCAAACUUGCCUUAGAAGGUAUUGCCUCUGAUAGUGCACCUGGGCCGGAUGGGUUUUCAAGCACCUUUUACAAACAUUCAUGGAACACAGUAGGCCCAACUUUCUGUGAUAUGGUGCAACAAUUUUUCACCACCGGAGCAUUUGAUCACCAGAUUAACCAUACAAAUAUCACGUUGAUUCCCAAAACGGAGGCUCCUUCUGCUCCCACAGAGGAUAGACCCAUCAGUCUAUGUAAUGUCUCUUACAAAGUGAUUGCAAAGAUUUUGGUAAACAGGCUUCGUCCUUUGCUUUAUGUUCUGGUAAGCCCUAUGCAAAGUGCAUUUGUUCCUCACAGGUCAAUUCAAGACAACAUCUCUAUCGCAAAAGAGAUUUUUCACCAUAUUUGCUCGACUAAACUUGGCAAGGCACCGAAAGUGGCACUUAAGAUAGAUGUUCACAAGGCCUAUGAUAGACUCAGCUGGAACUUCAUUCACCGUGCUCUUUUGGCAUUGGGUCUUCCUACUUGGAUUGUGGAUCGUAUCAUGUUUUGUAUAACUUCAGUAACAUAUGCUGUGAAGAUUAAUGGAGCUCUCUAUGGAUUUAUCAAACCCACAUGUGGAAUUCGUCAAGGGGACCCGCUGUCGCCCUAUAUUUUCAUUCUGUGCUCAGAAAUUUUAUCAGCGAACCUUCUAUAUCUUGAGUUGACAAGAUCGUUCAAGGGAGUGAAGAUUUCAAAAAAUGCACCUCCAAUUUCGCACCUGAUGUACGCGGAUGACCUCAUUCUAGCCAGCCAAGCACCCAUUGAGCAAUGUUACAAUCUUCUUAAUGUUCUCAACAAGUACAGUUCCUCGGCAAACCAAUAUUUCAAUCUUACCAAAUCAUCACUAAUUCAUCAUCCUCGACUAUCUCCUGCAACAAUACAACAACUCCAAGCAGUGUUCCAAAUUCCAUUUACAACCACACCGGCUACAUAUCUUGGGGUACCGCUAACGAUGGGAAGGAACUCUUCUACUGCUUACACGACAAUUGUCAACAAAGUGGCCCUAAAGAUGCCAGGAUGGAAGACUCACUCUAUGUCACCAAUGGGGAGAUUGACAAUGAUAAAUACCUCACUGGUAGGAACAACGAACCAUAUCAUGCAGAAUACAAUGCUCCCUGGACAUGUGCACAAAAAACUGGACAAGGAAGGAGGAUUUGGAAUUCGAGCAGCAUCUCCGAUAAACGAGGCCCUCUUUCUUAAGCGAGCAUGGUCCAUACAACAACAUCCUUCGUCAUUAUGGGGUCAACUCUACAAUUCCACCUAUCUGAGGGGUAAGGAUCUCCUCCAUAUGCACCAUGUAAGAGUUUCCAAACCCAUUCCAUCAUGCAGAGCAGUCAACUCUCUACAUCCAAUCCUAAAACAAGGUUUGAAGCACAUUAUAGGAAAUGGAUUAGAUAUACCGUUGUGGAAUCAUGGUUGGAUCCCAAACCAACCACCCUUACCUCACAACCACUUGUCCAACUUCUCUAAAGUUGCAGACCUGAUAGAUCCCAUCACUAAUCAAUGGGAUAAACAAAAAAUUGAGUCCAUAUCGCCUUCACAGUCUGUUACCGACAACAUCUUAAGCAUCCAUCUACCAACACCUGCCUGUCCAGAUAAACUGGUUUGGGGACUCAAUACAGAUGGAAAGUUCACUGUCAAAUCAGCGUACUCGAUGAUAAUUCAAUCGGAGGAAAGCCAACAGCAAGCUACAGUAGAUUCCACAAGAAUCGGUGGAACACUUGUUCUUCCAUUGUCCAGCCUCCAAACAAAUUUGGAAUCAGGUGGCAUAAUUAUACCCUCCUCUAACUGGUUUCAUUUCUUUGUUACAGCAACAAUCAAUGCAGAGGAUUUUAAAGAUGGACAACAACUCCCAACAGCAUAUCACUUGCUUGCUCUGCUUCACUCUUUGGGGCAUUUGGUUGACAAGGAAUCAACAUGUUUUUGA